GCCGGCAUGGCAUGCAGGGCACGAGCCAGGCCGUGGGGAUGUGCGUAUGGUACACUGUACAGUAAAUGUACUGUACAGUAACUAGUACAGUAACUAGCUACGCCCAGCGCAUAUUUUGGGUGCAUUCGUCUGCUCGUAAAGACACGGCACUGCAGCGAACCGAAAGCUCUCUAUGUAUAUGGCACACAUUAGCCAAGCUUACUAAUUUCAGCCCCCGGUGUCUUAGUUCUGAGUGUCUUCAGUGAGAAAAUUCGUCGUGAAAGUGUGGUGUCAGGAAAUAGGCUGUCAACAUGACGACUUCUCUUUUCUUACCUCCAUGCGGUUAUCAUCAAGUUUUCGCUUGCGCUGUCGGGAUUUUAAUGCUACUCAUUAGAACUGGGGACGCCACUGAAUACAUGGACCAAAAUUGCGGUGGAACAAUCGAUGCUGGCCGUUCCGGGGACAAGCUUGACUCCCAGAUUGAUUACUAUUACGGUGACCUCAUAGACUGCACGGUCACUAUCACUGCCGACUUCAAUCGACGGAUCCUACUCACCUUCAGCCAGGUCGACAUCGAUGGUGGAUUGGGCUGUAACUCGGACUACCUGGAGGUCUACGAGGGAUCAUCGACUCUGUUCCGUUCCGCGGACCUCGGGGUGAUUUGUGGCACCUCGGCUGGGAACAUUGUUUCAUUAACAAAUACUAUCACUUUGAGGUUCAAGACCGAUUAUUCCGGAUCAGGGACAGGAUUCGUCCUCUCUUACACGUCCUUCGAGUCGCCUACCUUCUCGACCUGUGGUGCAGACGAAUUCAAAUGCGACAACAAUCGAUGCAUCGAUGUGAGCCUCAGGUUCAAUUCUUAUGACAACUGCGGUGACAACAGUGACGAGACCUUCAGUACUUCUAUCAAUGUUGAAGACACUGUCCAUAAAACUGUGGGUCUUGCAAUAGGCAUCCUCGUUGCCAUCAUCAUUGCUGCCAUCGUGGGCGUGGUGCUGGUCUGUGUCUGCGUGGGGUGCAUCUGCUACCACUGCUGCUGCAAGAAACGCCAACCGCAGCAGCCCUCAUAUCAGGUUGUAUCCCAGACGCCCCAGCAGCAACCCCCUAUGGCCAUGCAACCGACCGGUCAAUCCAGUCAACCGGCUUCGUAUGGGCAACCAGGGGCCUACCCUGCCGGUCAGCAGGCUUAUCCUGCCAACCAACCAGCGUACCCUGCCGGCCAACCGGCAUACCCUGCUGGCCAGCCGGGUUUAUCUCCUACUGCCCCACCGGCCUAUCCUGCUGUCCAACCAGCCUACCCUCCCGGUCAACCAACAGCUUACUCCGGGGAAAAGGUCUAAGCAUGUUCAACACUCAACAAUAUUUUCAUGUCAGAGUUUCUCAUGCUGGUAGAUGUUGUGCUGUUAUUUUUGAAUGGGUUGUUUGUAGUUGGAGUUUUCUAUGACCUACGCAUUGGCUACCUAUCCCAAGGUUGAAUUGAAAGUCAGCAUUCUGAUUAGUUCUUCUCGAGCAGAGUUGAUGAAUUAUUCAUUAAUAAUGCAAAUGAUGACGUGCAGACUUGGCCAGUGAUAUCUGUGAAACCAGCAAAACCUGACUGUGGGUGUUUUUUCUUUAAUGUGGUUAUAUGAUAACAUCGAAUAUACUGAACUGUUGUUCUGUAGUGUAUGUGAAAGUAGUAAUUUUAAUCAUUGUGCUAAUCUUGUACAGCGUAACGAAUUUAUAAUCAGCAUCAUUAGAAGACUGAAGUUCAAUUUUAAAUCAUACUGAAAUAUUCAGGCAGCUUCUUGCAUAAUAGAGGGCUUGCGUAGCGGCCAUCUCUCAGGCCAGUGCCUUUGUUCCACAGGAUAUACACAAAAGAACUGCCCUGCAAGAUGGCUACCACGCAAAGACUCCUUAGCAGCCAUAUAGUGUGUUUAGAAGAAAAGCCACCAACUUUUCGUACAGGUAUUCCAGAAUUCCGACAGGUUCAACAAAGAACACAUGUACAUCAUCAACAAUUACACGUUACCAUAUGUUCAAGAGCCGACACAAGUCAAAGUGUGUCUAACUUGGGUACCAUCUACACCGUAGCUACCGUGCCAGCUAGUUCUUAACACCCACUAGUUAGUGUUCAAGGAGUAUGCUUGAUAAGCCUUAACCGUGCUGAACCCAAAAGUAUCCAACAGUGGGCUCUCUCUGAGAGAUUUUGUUGAUGUGAGUAGCGAACAAUAGGCCUUUUGUUCUAGCUGUUGGAUUCUGUUGGGUAAAGGAGGCUUCACACUUACAAAGCUGUUGGUUAUCAUUGGAUUCAGCAGGGUGGCAGCAUAUUUAGGGAUAGGUUAGAGUAAAUGAAGCCUGUUCAAAAGCAGGUGUGCCUUGCAUUUGCUGGAAUCAUUAAUUUUUAUAGGGGUGUGUAUUAAUGGGUAUUUUUAGAAUCAGGUAUCCGUCUUACAUGUAUGUCAGUACUUGGUAUACGGGUAUCCUUGAAAUAUAAAGAACACUUAACCAUUGACAUUUCAUGCAAUCCGGGCAGACCAUUAUGACUUGCAUGAAACGGCUCUUUUUUUGUGCAUCGGAAGCCGCACACUUUUUUUUAAACAUUAGAGGGGACUCUCUCCCAUCUUUUUAUUAAACAAAAUUGUUGGCUUCAACUUGUAACAAAAAUGUCUAAUCUCUGAGCCGCCGUUCUGACCAUUUCUCGGCCCUUAACAAUGCCAGUUCAGAUGCAUUUUAUAUGGGGAUUUUUUGUUGUUACAGGUAGCUAGCCCCAAAAUUAUGGAACAGGGUUUUGAUGUGGAUGGGAGGUACAGAAAUAUACUCAGAAAUCUGUUAAAGUUUAAGAUGCUACCAGAAUUUCCGCAGGUUUGGCUGUUGUCCCAAAUAUCUAUUUGGAUAUUUUGAUGAAAAGGUCACCCAGUAGCCAUGUGACCUGCAUUGUAGGGUUAAUGGCUUUUCUCUUGCUACAAAGAUGUAUUUGCCAGGAAAAAGCUGCAAAGAACUUUUUCCUCCAAGUGUUUGCCAAAACUUUGCCUCCUCCAGUCGAAGGUUAUAUUUCAUACUCGAUGUCAAAUUGCCUGCACUCGGAUUGCUGUUGUAUUAUUAAGAGAUUUCUCCUAAACAGUGCAACUUGACGACACUUUCUUUCCAAAAUUUUUGGGCAGUUUCAUUGGAUUUAGGUCGCUUUGCCAUUGUUUUGAGAAAUGCAAGACAGGCUUGUCAAUUUGGUGUACGUUUCCACGUGUACCUCCCUCAGUGCCUCGUGUAUGGCAUGCAUGUGACUUCAUGUACAUGAACACGCAUGAGAGAUAAACAUAGAACAUGCACAAGAACACUGAUGACAUCUUUUACUGUUACCAUGGUUACUGGCUUUAUUGGAAAGUACAGGAUGUAAGCAUUGUAUGAUGCCGUAGGUCUCUUCGGAGUAAGGUUGUGGCUUUACAUGUACUUGAAGUGACUAGGAAAACUCGAGCAAUGGUAACGAGAGCUGUGGAAAAACAAGUUUGAAUUAUGGACAAAUAAGGAAGUUGAAAGAUUGUGCUGAGCUGUUUUGUUAGCAGCCGGAAUGUCAUUGAAAAUUUCUUUGUUUGAAAUCUCAGUGUUGCCUCCGUCACAGGCUUCAUCUCCGACACUGAAAUGUCCUGGCCAACAUUGUUUGAACCAAAGUUGUCUGAAAUUACUAAUAUUCCCAUUUUUGGGUCCGUAGCAUACGCUUUGAUGCUACUCUAAAAAACAAAAAGCCAGUUAUUCUUGUUUCUUUCCUAAAACUUGUAUUGAGCCAAAGGCAGAGGUGAAACAGGCAAAGCCUGAGAACGAUGGAGUUCAAAAUUUUUAACCUUUUUUAAAGAGUUAUUUAUUCUUUUUUAGUUGGGCAUCUGAGCUUGCUGACAAACACUUUAAAGUGAUAUUAUCUGUGUUUGUUGAAAUAUACAAUCGUUCAUGUCUGAGCUUAAUCUUUUUAUAAUUAGAAAAUCACAGAUUAGUACUACAGUAAAUAAAGCAGUGCGUUUGUACCAA
This is a messenger RNA of Acanthaster planci (crown-of-thorns starfish), 3972 nucleotides long. RefSeq lists its product as uncharacterized. Lineage: Eukaryota; Metazoa; Echinodermata; Asteroidea; Valvatida; Acanthasteridae. The record is from RefSeq and is a predicted model, not a curated record. Gene Ontology annotation, molecular function: protein binding.